Molecule: messenger RNA, 4811 nt
Organism: Drosophila sulfurigaster albostrigata
Lineage: Eukaryota; Metazoa; Arthropoda; Insecta; Diptera; Drosophilidae
Gene: KaiR1D
Product: glutamate receptor ionotropic, kainate 2
Exons: 12
Coding region: 667-3264 (865 amino acids)
Biological process (GO): monoatomic ion transport; synaptic transmission, glutamatergic; modulation of chemical synaptic transmission
Cellular component (GO): postsynaptic membrane; plasma membrane
Molecular function (GO): transmitter-gated monoatomic ion channel activity involved in regulation of postsynaptic membrane potential; glutamate-gated receptor activity
Source: RefSeq, a predicted model, not a curated record
GCUUGGCUAGCAGCAAAACUCAAAUCACAUAUCAGUUUUGAAAAUCCGAUUUAUCUCUACUUUCUCUUAAUAUAAAAAAUAAUCAAAUAAUAGUUUUAAAUUUGUUACUUGCGAAAGCAAUAACCAGUUUAAAUACGCACAUUUCGGUGUUUCGAGUGUUACCAGCUAUCUCGAUGCAGAAUUUUUGAAUUUGUUAACAGCAUCUGUAUAAUUUUCAUUUGAAUACCGUUGGACUCUUUUAUAGUUUUUAAAACCUAAGGAUGAGGUUAGUGUUGAUGAUAAAUAAACAUAAUUUUCAUUUAUUUAAAUGAAGUAUAAGAAACUAAACACGUUAAGCAUUUCUAUGGCUAUCGGCUACACACAGCAUCCACAUCCAAUGCGCAGCUGUUUGAACUGUCACCCGGCUUUUGGAUGCCACCCACCCUCAAAGCAAGUUCGGGGAGGCCUGCAACAGGACAAUGCCAUCACAUUUAAAAGGCAGAGCAUCGUCGUGUCCGUGCUCAGUAGAUGCUCCACCAUCUCGGCAGACAAACCUAGAGUUCCGUAAACGGGCAAAAUUGCAAAACAAACGACUAGUAAAAAUGACACCGCGCGUCUAAAAAAAACACAACAAAAUAUUUGUGAAUAUUGUGGAGAAGUAGUAUAAAAUAAACGAAAAUAUAGUGCAUGAAAAACAAUCCGAGCAAGAUGCAGAAAAGAGGGGCACAUUAUCGCAUGCUAAAGUGUCUAUUGUUGUUGGCAAUUCAAAUAGCACUCAAUGUCCCAAAGGUAGAAGCAUUGCCCGACAUCAUCAAAAUUGGUGGAUUGUUCCAUCCCUCAGAUGACCAUCAGGAGCUCGCCUUUCGCCAGGCUGUUGAGCGCAUCAAUGCCGACCGCUCCAUUUUGCCCCGCUCCAAACUUGUGGCCCAAAUUGAGCGCAUCUCGCCAUUCGACAGCUUUCAUGCCGGCAAACGAGUUUGCGGCUUGCUCAACAUUGGCGUCGCUGCAAUUUUUGGACCACAAUCCUCGCAUACCGCGAGUCAUGUGCAGAGCAUCUGUGACAACAUGGAGAUACCGCAUUUGGAGAAUCGCUGGGACUAUCGUCUGAGACGCGAAAGUUGCCUGGUGAAUCUUUAUCCCCAUCCAAAUACACUCUCAAAGGCUUAUGUGGAUAUUGUGCGUCAUUGGGGCUGGAAGACGUUCACCAUAAUCUAUGAGAACAACGAUGGCAUUGUGCGACUGCAAGAGCUGCUCAAAGCUCACGGCAUGACACCGUUUCCCAUCACUGUGCGCCAACUUAGCGAUAGCGGAGAUUAUCGACCGCUGCUCAAGCAGAUUAAGAACUCGGCUGAAGCGCACAUUGUGCUCGACUGUUCCACGGAGCGCAUACAUGAGGUGCUCAAACAGGCCCAACAGAUUGGUAUGAUGAGCGAUUAUCACAGUUAUUUGGUCACAUCGCUGGAUCUACACACGGUCAAUCUAGAUGAGUUUCGAUAUGGAGGCACAAAUAUCACAGGCUUUCGGUUGAUUAACGAGAAAAUCGUCUCGGAUGUGGUGCGUCAGUGGAGCAUCGAUGAGAAGGGUCUGUUGCGAUCGGCCAAUCUGACAACUGUGCGCUCUGAGACAGCUUUAAUGUAUGAUGCUGUGCAUCUGUUUGCCAAGGCAUUGCAUGAUCUGGAUACCUCGCAACAGAUUGAUAUACAUCCGAUUAGCUGUGAUGGACAAAGCACUUGGCAGCACGGUUUCAGCUUAAUCAACUAUAUGAAGAUUGUUGAGAUGAAAGGUCUGACGAAUGUCAUCAAGUUCGACCAUCAAGGUUUUCGCACGGACUUUAUGCUCGACAUCGUAGAGCUAACGCCGGGUGGCAUACGCAAAAUUGGCACCUGGAACUCCACGUUACCCGAGGGCAUCAACUUUACGCGUACGUUCAGCCAGAAGCAGCAGGAAAUCGAAGCGAACUUGAAGAAUAAAACCUUAGUGGUCACUACCAUAUUGAGCAAUCCUUACUGCAUGCGCAAGGAGUCGGCAGUGCCGCUAACAGGCAACGAUCAAUUUGAGGGCUAUGCCGUGGAUCUUAUACAUGAAAUAUCCAGAUCUCUGGGCUUCAACUAUAAAAUACAACUGGUUCCCGAUGGCAGCUAUGGCAGUCUGAAUAAGUUGACUGGCGAGUGGAAUGGCAUGAUAAGAGAGCUCUUAGAGCAACGCGCUGAUCUGGCCAUUGCGGAUCUUACAAUCACAUUUGAGCGCGAACAAGCCGUUGAUUUUACCACACCGUUUAUGAAUCUAGGCGUUUCUAUACUCUAUCGCAAACCUAUCAAACAGCCGCCCAAUUUGUUUUCCUUCCUAUCGCCCUUGUCGUUGGACGUUUGGAUCUACAUGGCCACAGCAUACUUAGGUGUUUCCGUGCUGCUCUUCAUCUUGGCCAAAUUCACACCCUAUGAGUGGCCUGCUUAUACUGAUGCUCAUGGCGAGAAGGUCGAAAGUCAGUUCACCUUGCUCAACUGCAUGUGGUUUGCCAUUGGUUCAUUGAUGCAGCAGGGAUGCGACUUUUUACCCAAAGCACUUUCAACGCGCAUGGUGGCUGGCAUUUGGUGGUUCUUCACACUCAUCAUGAUUUCCUCGUACACUGCCAAUUUGGCUGCCUUUUUGACUGUCGAACGCAUGGACUCGCCCAUUGAGAGUGCAGAGGAUUUGGCCAAGCAAACUAGAAUCAAAUACGGCGCACUCAAAGGCGGCAGCACAGCAGCUUUCUUUAGGGACUCAAAGAUCUCCACAUAUCAGCGCAUGUGGUCAUUCAUGGAAUCGGCACGUCCAUCAGUCUUUACGGCCAGCAAUGGCGAGGGAGUGGAGCGCGUUGCCAAAGGCAAAGGCUCAUAUGCUUUUCUGAUGGAGUCCACAUCGAUUGAAUAUGUGACCGAGCGCAAUUGUGAAUUAACGCAGGUGGGCGGCAUGCUGGACACCAAAAGCUAUGGCAUAGCCACACCGCCAAACUCGCCUUAUCGCACUGCCAUCAAUAGCGUCAUACUCAAGUUGCAGGAGGAGGGCAAACUGCAUAUACUGAAAACUAAAUGGUGGAAGGAGAAGCGAGGAGGUGGCAAAUGUCGUGUUGAAACAUCCAAAUCCUCGUCGGCUGCCAAUGAACUGGGACUGGCCAAUGUGGGCGGCGUGUUUGUGGUGCUAAUGGGCGGCAUGGGCGUAGCCUGUGUCAUAGCUGUCUGUGAGUUUGUGUGGAAGUCACGCAAAGUUGCCGUCGAGGAGCGUUUAAGUGCCAUAUUAAAUGAAUGAGGAAAAUUGUAAACCCAAGACGAAUGGGUUUAGUAAUCGGUCGUAUCGUUUUGGACCAGGAAUUAAUUGUGCAACUUUUGCAUGAUAUCCCAAUAAAUACAUGUGUAUGUGUGUAGUAUAUAGCUACUAAUCUGACGUUUGAGAUCAGACCAAAAAUAUAAUGUUGGGAAGAAAGAUAUAUAGAGAGAAAUGGCGCCACCAAUGAAAAAUCGCACAAGAAAACCAAAUAGAAGAAAAUAACGUUUCACUUGAAAACUUUUGACAAGUAGCGAUAGUCACAAAAUUUAUAUACAACAACAAUCUUAUAAUAAACAUACUUACAUGCAUAAAAACACAUAUAUACAAGAAUAUAUAUACACAAAAGUUAUAUGAUAAACGAACUUUCGUAUUAUGGAAUGAUAUAAAUAGAUUACAAUUACAGAAUACAGAAUACAGAUUACAAUCGAAAUCGUAUGCAUUUAUAUUACAAAUGAAAAGCAUUUUUGGAAUUGUACUUUAGCCAAUAAGCGUAGUUAAAUUAUACACAAACAACAUUUAAUACAUCCCCAAUGCAAAAACAUAUACAUAUAUAAACUUUUGACAAACAUACUAAUAAUAAAAUAAACGAGAAGUAAACCUCCCCAACCAAUGCUCAUAAUAACUAAGGUAGAUUACUUAUAUACAUAUGUAGCUAAGCCUAAGUCAAGUAUAUUUAAUAAUAACUCGAUAGUUUAAACCCUCCUCUCUUUAUGGUUCCGAUCCCCAUCCGUUCCUAGCUUUAAGUUUGUACAAUGUAAUUACCUUACACGCAAUUUUGAUGAACAACAAUUUCAUAAAUAUAAUUAAAUAAACGAAGUUAACACUGCAAACACAAUAAUUCAAUCCGGAAUCCUUCGACUGAACACCUGCAGCAAAUUGCUGCUUCGACUUCGACUGACAUUCGACGUGACUGUGAAUGUGAAUGUGAAUAUGGGUGUCUAUGAGUGAAUGGGGAUGUGAAUGUCGACACCUAACCGCAAACUGUCAAUCAGAUGGUUAACCGCAGUAGGUUUUCCACCGCUUUUUCUUUCCUUUCUGUAUUGAAUAUUUUAUGCGCCUCCUCCAAAUGCGUUACAAUCGCUUCCGAUUUUAAUUGGCUUUAUGUUUUACGCGAUAUCCUCAAAAAAACAGGAAAACAAAAGGCAACCUCGUAAGCAUUGUUCGCUUUCACUUUUCAGUUGGCUUGCAGUGCUAUCGACAUCAACAUGAAGUUUUCCGGAUUCCUUUUCUCCUUAUUGUGUGGAUUAAAAUUACUUUUUCUAGUGCCGGCAAGAGCCAAUGACUUUUCCUCGUUUCUCAGCGCAAACGCUUCUCUUGGUAAGCUUAAAUCACAGCUAAAGAUAUAUUCGACAUUUCUUUAAGAUAAUCCUUUUAGCCGUGGUUGUGGAUUACGAGUAUAUGGCCACUCACAGACAGAAUAUAAUGGCACAUUUCGAAAAAAUCUUGAGCGAUAUUGUGCGCGAGAAUAUGAAGAAUGGUGGCAUUAAUGUGCGUUACUUUACGUGGAACUCCAUCAAAAUUAAAAAAGG